Bufo bufo (common toad) is the source of this 1375-nucleotide messenger RNA. RefSeq names its product RNA polymerase II subunit M (gene POLR2M). Gene Ontology annotation, biological process: intracellular signal transduction; transcription elongation by RNA polymerase II. Gene Ontology annotation, molecular function: transcription elongation factor activity. Gene Ontology annotation, cellular component: intracellular anatomical structure; nucleus. Bases 47 to 1042 code for a protein of 331 amino acids. The transcript has 4 exons. Lineage: Eukaryota; Metazoa; Chordata; Amphibia; Anura; Bufonidae. The record is from RefSeq and is a predicted model, not a curated record.
UGAGAACUACUGAGAGAAGCACACGCCUGUGAUUCCAUAACCCGGCAUGUCUGUCCCGGUGGAUAGAGGGCAGCAGGGACCCGCGGGUGAGCUGCGCGGGAAAACGUUAGGGGAACUCACCGAGAUCCUGGAGCGACAGGAGAAGCUGCUGAGUAAUAAGAAAUUUAUUGCUAAACUUCCCGACCGAGGAAAAAAGAUUUCGGAUUACACUGAAAAGGUCAGGACAAGUAUUGCUGAACAUAAUCGACGGCAGAAAGCCACAGAUCUCCUUUCAGCAUUCAAGUCACAAUUUCAGGAGCACCAAUGUAAUAUAAGAAAGAAUGCCGAGAUCUCAGAAGACCGGGGAACACAAGUGUCCUCAAAUGUGGGAGAGGGGGAAGAGACCUCCUCUGUUCCUGCUCAUGGCAAAAGCUUAGGGUUUGCACAUGAACUGGAGACAAGCAGCUCUCCCAUGAAAAUCACUGAAGAGACAUGCUGUGAUGACUCUCGCACAGAUGAGAAUUCAGCCGAUGCUCUGGCCAAUAUCCUGAAGGUGAUCAGUAUUCAAGAAAGUGGGGCCAAGGCAAGCAAUGGCCCCUCAGAUACUACUGUAGAUGAAAAGACCAGGUCCAGCCCGGGUACCAGUGGAGCAAAGAAGUCUCAUUAUAUUGAAGUUAUAGAGAAGAGGUCAAUGAGCCCAGUCCGGAGGAAGGAAAAAUUCAGAACAAACAGAUUGCCAUCAGACUCAAACUGCUCGACUCCAAAUCAAUCACCAGGAGAUAAAGCGAUUAUAAUGUCUCCCGAAGAGAGAAAACUACAUGACAGGAAACAUCUGGAUGACAUCACUGCUGCUAGACUUCCGCCACUUCAUCACUCUCCAGCCCAGUUACUACCUCUGGAGGAAUCUCUAGCACUUCAGAUGGCACAGAAAGUUACUUAUGAGGAAAAACAAGCUAAGCUUGCCGCACAAAAGCUUUUCGAGAAGCUGAACAUUAAAAUGGGACCUUUUAAUCCUGAAGGAGAUUCAUACAUGAAAUACAGAGAUCCCAGAGCUGACGAAUAACCUGCGGGUGGAUUUGUGGUGUGACUACCACAAUGAAGAUUGGGAAUAUAUCACCCUGGUUGGCCUUAUAUACAUGAAACUGAUGCAUGAUGGCUAUAUGCAGUGUACAAACUAGUAUGACUAGCAAAUGGAAGUUCACUGUGCAUCUAAUGCUUACUCACAUGUUUUCUCAAUGCGCUUUUCCUCCUAAAGAAAUGUUUUUUUUUACAAAAUGCAUGGUGACACCGCUAUUGGGGCUUAUUCAGACGGCCGUAUGCUGUCUGCAAAAAUGCGGAUCCGUUUUUUUGCAGAUCCGAUGCGGUCCCAUUCACUUCUAUGGGGCCCUUUUCUUCC